Labeo rohita (rohu) is the source of this 2748-nucleotide messenger RNA. RefSeq names its product transmembrane protein 201 (gene tmem201). NCBI's taxonomy places the organism in Eukaryota, Metazoa, Chordata, Actinopteri, Cypriniformes, Cyprinidae. Gene Ontology annotation, biological process: nuclear migration along microtubule. The coding region runs from base 13 to 2052 and encodes 679 amino acids. Gene Ontology annotation, cellular component: nuclear inner membrane. Gene Ontology annotation, molecular function: actin filament binding; lamin binding. The record is from RefSeq and is a predicted model, not a curated record. The transcript is spliced from 11 exons.
UGUUGUAGAUUGAUGUGCGCUUCUGUCGCCGCAUGCACUACUUCCAGCGUGUGGCUUCUUGCAAAUAACACUACAGUCAAUAUCCCGUUUUUUACAAUGGAGACCUUUAACCAAAUACUGUUACAGUACCCGCCAUUUGUAGUCGGAGGUGUCGGAGCAACAGCGAUAGCUGCAGGAGGAGCGCUCAUCUAUAGAAUUGCAACCAGGAAAAAACCAACUCAUGUCAAAGUGAAUUGUUGGUUCUGCAAUCAGGACACAAUUGUCCCCUAUGGGAACAGAAACUGCUGGGAUUGUCCAUACUGUGAACAGUAUAAUGGCUUUCAGGAGAACGGGGACUACAACAAACCUAUUCCUGCUCAGUACAUGGAGCAUCUCAACCAUGGUGUUUCAGCCGGUGUCCCGGAGUCACCAAAGACUUUGCAGUGGGUCAACUGUCAAAUGCUUCUGUGCAAGAAGUGCAACAACAACCAAACGCUGAAGAUUAAGCAGCUGGCCUCAUUCAUUCCCAGGGAUGAUGAAAACUAUGAUGAGGAGAUUGAGGUGUAUAAGCACCACCUUGAACAGACCUACAAGUUGUGCCGGCCAUGCCAGACGGCGGUGGAGUACUACAUCAAACACCAGAAUCGACAGCUGCGGGCUCUGCUCUUCAACCACCAGCUCAGACGCAGUCGGGAUGCUGAUAAAGCCUUUAUUAAGAACACCUACUCGCUCACCACACCAGCCUGGUUGAUCUUGCUCCGAGUCCUUGCGUUUCUCGCCUGUGCCUUUCUGGUAGCUGUGGCUUUGUCUGGAUAUGGAGAUGUGGCCGCCUCUGUCACGCAGACCUUAACCGGAGGAGUCACGCCACCUAAACGCCCCCGCCAAAAUGACAGUGAAAGCAAGGCUGAGGAGAGCAACAUGAUGUGGGAUGAUCUGGUGGGUCUUCUGCCGGAAAAGGCUGUGGAGAACGCUCGACUCGUCUGGCAGUCUGGAAGUGAUCAUCAGAUGGCUGUGGCCUCCGUUGGUCUCCUAACUUGCAUUACAGGUGUCUUAAUGGCAGGACCUGUCAGGUUGAGGAGGAUUGACGCUGUGGCCUCUGUGCUUUGGCUCCUGGUGAUAUGUUUUUACCUGGCAGAGUGUUACCUCAAGACGGACAUCCCUGAUUGGUUGGAAACGGUCAAGUUGGGCAUCACUUCUGUGUGUUGUCUGGUGGGAUUCGCUGCCGCUGUGGCAACACACAAAUCCACGAGUCAGAGAAGAGCCAGAGGUCGCAGGUAUCUGUCUGGCAGCUCUCCCGGGCCGUACUACAGUAAUCACUGUCCCUCACUGUCUGCACCUGUGUCUGGAACCUCUACCUUCAUCCCAACACCUCCGCCCAACCUAUCACAGCUGCUCAUCCGCCAGCAAAGUCACAGAACGCGCAAAGCCUCGCCCUCCUCGCUGCCUGGGCGGCUCAACAGGGCCCUCUCUCUGGGAACUAUCCCCUCCCUCGCACGAGCAGAUUCAGGUUUCCUGUUUAGUGGGAGUAGACCAUCUUCACAGUGUAAAGACUCUCCACCUUCAGAUUACUACUCUCUAAAAUCAGGAAGCCGACCCUCCUCUCCUGGACCGUCUCCAACCCCUUCCGUGGCAGGAUCCGUCACUUCCACCUCCAGCUCCGCCAGGCAACGUCGGCCACUCAUCAGCCCGGCCAGACUCAACAUCAGUGGUCAAAAGCUGCGGCUUUUCUCCUCUCCUCUGGAGCCUUUGAGUGUGGCCUCACCACUUCCCUUUCUUUCAGAGCCAAGCCACGUGCACAGCGGAGGAUUCUUGCCUGAUGUUCCCCACUUCCACUCACAGAAUCAUGGUUCAGUGAUCGAUGAGGGCAGUGUGUUUGAGCAUGUAGAGAAGCGAAUGGGCAGCUCCUCUACAUCUUCAAACUGCCAUGUAGACACAACCACAGGAAAUGGAACCGACAACAAACCUGGAUGGAAGGGUUUUUUGGGCUUGACGCUUUGGCCUGGUCUGCUCUUCGCCAGCCUGACCAUUAACUUAACCUUCAUCGGUGUCUAUCUAUACUACAAUUGGAGAUGAGAAUACAGAUCAGACCUCAGGAGUUGAAGGUCAAAGUGGGAUGUACACUGGUCUUUGUCACCUGUGUGCUGGAAAUACGUGGAUUGCAUUUCCCUUAGGUGACGACUACAACUUCAUUCUUGCUGCUCAAUAAAAUGGAGAAUAAAUGAAUUCUCAAAUAAAUGAGAAGACCGAAUUCUCUCAACUUGAGCUCUGUUAAAUACAGCUGAGAUUUCGCAAAGUAUGAUGUGAGCUUUGUAAAACAUGUUUUGGUGCAUGUUCAGUCAUUUCUUUGUGUUUUUAAACACUGGAUGUGUUUCAGAAUGAAUGAUUGUGCUGUUUAGUUUAACAGAAUUAUGUCUGUUGGGCAUGUAAUGCAUCUUUAUAAAAAAUUAGUUUGACGACUUUGCCAUAAUGCUGUACAUUGAAGUGUUUCUGUUUAUCCUACUUCCUCAAAGAAUAAUUCCAUGUCAUGUCAUUAUCGUAAUGAUGUGAUAUUACAAGGUGCAAUAUGUUUGUGUUGAUCUAAUUUUGUCAACAAUGUGAGCCUGAAAGAUUUGGUUUAGCAAAUGUCUGUUACUUUGUCCACUGAGCCUCUGUCUCCAUUUUAUGAUUCGACUCAUAAUGUCAAGGGAAACAGAAUAACAUGCAUAUUUUGUACAUAAGAUAAAGGUGUUUCAAUUACCAGAUUGAAAUAAAUCUCUCUUGUAAUAGUUA